GGUUUGCACAAGAAAACCUGGGCAGUUUCUGAAACCAAAUUUCCUCUGACAGUUGGUUUCGUUUUCUUGUAAAGUUCCUCUUGCAGCAACUUUCGAAGGGCAGCUUUUCCUGUUGAAUGUGGUUUUUUUUUGUUUUUGCUUUAAAAGUUUUGGGCAUAAAAGUGUAGGAGGGAAGUGAUUUUCAGUCUUGAACAAUUUUAGAAGAUUGAUUUUUGUCUAGGUACAUUAGAUAUGUAGCUAUGCUAGAAUACUGCCAGCCUGGGUCAAGUAAUUAAUGCCAAGAUGAAUUGUUGGUGUAUACAUGCUCUUCUGCUUAUGUGGCUGACUUCUACCUCCCAUGAAAUGAGUUGCCCAGAGCUCCCCUCUGUGAACUAUAGCAUUUUCAUUGGUGUGGAGGAUGAAGAAUACCAUAUGGGAACUUUCAUCUGUGUGAAGGGUUACCAUCUUGUGGGCCAGAAAGACCUUUCGUGCCAGGCCUCCAAUGAGUGGGAUGCCCCCACGCCCACGUGCCAUGUGGGCCACUGUCCUGACCUUGUGCUAGAGAAUGGUGAGUCCAGUUCCCAAAAGCCUGCACAAGAGAAUGAUACAGUCAUCUUCAAGUGCCAGGACAAUUACGUUCUCAAGGGCAGCAACUGGAGCAAGUGCCAAGAGGACCACAUGUGGACACCCUCUCCUCCUGUCUGCAAAUCCAGAGACUGCAGCCCACCCCAGAAACCCAGCCAUGGCUACUUUGUAGGACGAGAUUUCAGUUCUGGAUCUAGGAUCACAUAUCACUGCAGAGAGAGAUACCACUUGGUGGGUGUGCAGCAACUACAGUGUGUGGAUGGGGAGUGGAGCAGCACACAUCCCUCCUGUGAACUAACCCCAGAUCCUGUUUGGACGCCGCUGGAGCAGGCCCUGCUUGCUUUUCAGCAGAGUAAGGACCUUUGUGAAGCCAUGAGGAAUGUUACCCAAAUAUUAAAGGAAAACAAUUUAGUGAUGGAAGAACUGAAACAUUUCCUGGAGAUAAAGAAAACUGAGUUAAAGGCGAAACUAUUGCUCUGAUGGUGUAGCUAAGUGGCUUAUGCAAAGAAAGAUGCCCAAGAGAGGCUGGAGAGGGGCUCCAGGGGUGAGCUAUUUGCUUUGCAGGUGACAGAUCCCUCUGUAAUCUCCAGCACAGCCAGGAGGGACCCCCGAGAACACUGCACAUGGUCUUCCCUCUCUAGAAGAAGAAACAUA
Messenger RNA from Suncus etruscus (white-toothed pygmy shrew), 1218 nucleotides. RefSeq names its product complement component 4 binding protein beta (gene C4BPB). The record is from RefSeq and is a predicted model, not a curated record. The transcript has 6 exons. Bases 283 to 1044 code for a protein of 253 amino acids. Lineage: Eukaryota; Metazoa; Chordata; Mammalia; Eulipotyphla; Soricidae.